Molecule: messenger RNA, 3588 nt
Organism: Fusarium pseudograminearum CS3096
Lineage: Eukaryota; Fungi; Ascomycota; Sordariomycetes; Hypocreales; Nectriaceae
Exons: 1
Coding region: 1-3588 (1195 amino acids)
Biological process (GO): spliceosomal complex disassembly
Cellular component (GO): catalytic step 2 spliceosome; intracellular anatomical structure
Molecular function (GO): RNA binding; ATP binding
Source: RefSeq, a predicted model, not a curated record
AUGGAUGACUUGCUGAAUCUUGAGCUUUUGUCCCUUGUUUCAAAGGUGACAUCAGAAGUGCAGAACCAUCUGGGUGUUGGCGAAAAGACUGUAGCUGAAUUCCUGAUUGCCAAACGUACAGAAUGCAAUAGUUUCGACGAAUUCCGCGAUAACCUCGAGACGUCCACUCCCGGUUUGCCUCCUAGUCUUGUUGAAAGUAUAGACCGACUGGUGCUCGCUCUGCAUCCCAAGUUUAAAGGCAAAGCAAAAGACGAACAAAAAGAACACCCCUCCCGAACCCUUCAAGAAAAAGAAAAGGUCUUUAGCGGCCUUGCGCUACCUGACAAGGAACCUGCGCGCGACGAUGGAGCCGAUGCCAUUGACGAUACCCUCGCGCUCUUGGAGGGCCUAGAACCAAAGGCGAAAAAGGAAAAACCCACGAGAAAACGGAGCCGAAGCCCUGAGAACGAUCAAAAAGAGUCUAGGAGAAGGCGAAGAGAUAGAUCCCGCUCGAGGGAACGACGAAAACGAGACAAGUAUCGGUCAAGGUCACGAUCACAAGAACGAGGCGAUGAAGAUUGGCGCGACGGAUACCGCGAUUCGCGCAAAGAUCGACGAGGUCGCAAACGACACGACGAUGACGAUCGAUUCCGCAACGCCCCGGCGCCCGAAGUCGAUGAUUCACCGCAGCUUCACAAGGUCUACCAAGGUCAUGUCACAGGUCUGAAAGACUUUGGUUGCUUUGUCAACUUGCAUAAUGUGAAAGGACGAGUUGAUGGUUUGGUUCACGUGUCUCGAAUGUCUACAGGGCAGCGCGUCAAUCAUCCUUCCGAUUUGGUGACGCAGGGACAGGAAGUCUGGGUCAAGGUUACGAGUCUUGACAAGGACCAGAACGGCCGCGAUCGAGUGGGAUUAUCGAUGAAGGAUGUUGAUCAGCAGAACGGACAGGACCUGGAGCCACAGGUUCGCAUGUCGACGGGCGCCAACAUGGAAGCACUGGGAGGAGGCGCAAGGGACGGAUUUGCAGAGCCAAGCGGAAUGCCUCGAAACGAUAUGGGUCCCCCACGACGACAAAAGAAGCGAAUGACUUCUCCUGAAAGAUGGGAGAUUCGACAAUUGAUCGCAUCCGGAGUGGCCAAGGCUUCUGAUUAUCCCGACCUGGAGGAAGACUACAACGCCACUCUCCGCGGCGACGGCGAGCUGGAGCUGGAAGAGGAUGUCGACAUUGAAGUCCGUGAGGAAGAACCACCUUUCUUGGCUGGACAGACAAAGCAAUCUCUGGAGCUAUCCCCAAUUCGCGUCGUCAAGGCACCAGAUGGCUCUAUGAACCGAGCAGCAAUGUCAGGCACCAACUUGGCAAAAGAACGCAAGGAGCUGAAACAACAAGAGGCCGAUGCUGCUGCCAAGGACGAACCUAAAGAGAACCUUUCUCAGCAAUGGCAGGACCCCAUGGCCGAUCCCGACAAGAGAAAGUUUGCUAGCGAUUUGCGAAACGCUAGGAAGAACCAGCCCGCUGAGGAUGUCCCCGAAUGGAAAAAGGCAGUCAUUCCCAAGGGACAAUCGCUGGGCAAGCGUACAAAUAUGAGCAUCAAGGAUCAGAGAGAGUCUCUGCCUGUGUUUGCCUUCCGCACUCAGCUGAUCAAGGCUGUCCACGAGAACCAGAUCCUUAUUGUUGUUGGAGAGACAGGAUCAGGAAAGACGACACAAUUGACGCAAUAUCUUGCUGAAGCCGGCUUCGCCAACGAUGGUAUGAUCGGUUGUACACAACCCCGUCGUGUUGCCGCCAUGUCAGUCGCCAAACGUGUAGCUGAGGAAGUCGGCUGCAAGCUUGGUGAAGAGGUUGGAUACACGAUUCGAUUCGAGGAUUGCACCAGCCCGUCCACAAAGAUCAAGUACAUGACCGAUGGUAUGCUUCAGAGAGAGAUUCUGGUUGACCCAGACAUGAACCGAUACUCGUGCAUCAUGCUUGACGAGGCCCACGAACGUACCAUUGCCACUGAUGUACUGUUUGCUCUCCUCAAAAAGACCCUCAAGCGUCGUCCUGAUAUGAAAGUAAUUGUCACAUCAGCGACACUCGACGCAGACAAAUUCUCUGCAUACUUUAACGAAUGCCCCAUCUUUACUAUCCCCGGUCGAACCUUUCCUGUCGAAGUGCUUUACUCCAGGGAACCUGAAUCCGAUUACCUGGAUACUGCACUUGUCACAGUCAUGCAGAUUCAUCUUACCGAACCCAAGGGCGAUAUCCUUCUCUUCUUGACAGGCCAGGAAGAAAUUGACACAGCCUGUGAGGUCUUGUUUGAGAGAAUGAAAGCCUUGGGGCCCAACGUGCCAGACUUGAUCAUUCUACCCGUCUACGCGUCUCUUCCAACCGAAAUGCAGAGUCGAAUUUUCGAUCCCGCUCCGCCAGGCAGCCGCAAGGUUGUCAUCGCCACCAAUAUUGCAGAGACAUCCAUCACUAUUGACGAGAUUUACUACGUCGUCGACCCAGGAUUCGUAAAGCAAAAUGCCUACGAUCCCAAGCUUGGUAUGGACUCACUGGUUGUCACGCCUAUUUCCCAGGCCCAAGCGAAUCAGAGAGCUGGUCGUGCUGGCCGAACAGGUCCUGGAAAGUGUUUCCGCCUGUAUACCGAGGCAGCCUACCAGUCUGAAAUGCUUCCGACCACCAUCCCCGAAAUCCAACGCCAGAACCUGUCUACUACGAUUCUUAUGCUCAAAGCCAUGGGUAUCAAUGACCUCCUCCACUUUGACUUUAUGGACCCGCCCCCAAUUAAUACAAUGCUUACCGCGUUGGAGGAGCUCUACGCCCUCAGUGCCCUUGACGAUGAAGGUCUACUCACGCGUUUGGGACGAAAAAUGGCCGAUUUCCCUAUGGAACCUUCUCUCGCCAAGGUUCUAAUCGCUGCUGUUGAUCUCGACUGUGCCGAGGAAGUGCUUAGCAUUGUUUCCAUGCUGAAUAUCCCGACUGUGUUUUACCGCCCCAAGGAGAAGCAGUCCCAGGCAGACCAAAAGAAGGCAAAGUUCCACGACCCCCACGGCGACCACUUGACUUUCCUUAAUGUGUACAACUCUUGGAAAACGAGUGGCUACUCAGCACCGUGGUGUUUUGAGAACUUUAUCCAGGCGCGAUCAAUGCGUCGAGCCAAGGAUGUCCGCGAUCAAAUUGUCAAGAUCAUGGACCGAUACAAGCACCCUAUAAGAUCAUGCGGCCGCGCUACAGAAAAAGUCCGCCGGGCACUCUGCGCAGGAUUCUUUCGCAACGCCGCUCGCAAGGACCCCCAGGAGGGAUACAAGACCCUUAUUGAGGGUACUCCCGUCUAUCUGCAUCCUAGCUCGGCACUCUUCGGCAAGCAAGCCGAGUGGGUCAUUUAUCACGAACUUGUCCUCACUAGCAAGGAGUACAUGCACUGCACGACGAGCAUUGAGCCGAAAUGGCUCGUUGAGGCCGCGCCUACAUUUUUCAAGGUCGCACCUACGGAUAGGUUGAGUAAGAGGAAGAAGGCGGAGAGGAUCCAGCCGCUUUAUAAUAAAUUCGCUACAGAAGAUGAUUGGCGAUUGAGUGCGCAGAGGAAGGGUGGUAGAGGUGGUGGUGGAGGAGGUACUUGGGGUUAG